Hibiscus syriacus is the source of this 1714-nucleotide messenger RNA. Its product is annotated as probable WRKY transcription factor 57. The transcript has 3 exons. NCBI's taxonomy places the organism in Eukaryota, Viridiplantae, Streptophyta, Magnoliopsida, Malvales, Malvaceae. The record is from RefSeq and is a predicted model, not a curated record. Gene Ontology annotation, biological process: regulation of DNA-templated transcription. Gene Ontology annotation, molecular function: sequence-specific DNA binding; DNA-binding transcription factor activity. The coding region runs from base 186 to 1109 and encodes 307 amino acids.
CUCUCUCGAUUGAUGGGACAAAAAGAAAGCUUUUCAAAAACUAUGAGUGCCUUCCCCAACACUAAAACUAACACAUACGCAGAACUCCAAAACCCUAGCUCUUCUUAUUUCUCUCUCCGCGUUUCUUUUAGAUUCUGUUUGGAUGCUUUGAAUCCUUUGAUAUAUUCACCCUUUUGUUUGCUGAUAUGGAAGAUAAAGAGGGGGGCAAUCCGGGAGCUGAGUUUACAUCGGAGUCGAGUUGGACACUUUCCGAGGGAGGACCUGACUCGGUGUCCAACGGCGUUUAUUACUUCUUCGACAGGGAGAGUAGUAUACUCAGUGAAUUCGGCUGGGAUCUAACGCCGGACCAUGCCGAUGAGUUUGGGCGGUUCACUGAACUAGAUCGGCCUGACUUGGCGGGAAACUUUAGCGGCUCACAAAACUGCGCUGCAGCUGAUGAUGUUGCUCGUUGUUCAGUUUCGGGUACGGCUUCGAAUCCGGGUGGGUCAGCUGAUGUGUCGACGUCGAAUCCGUCGGGGUAUUCGAGCUCCAGCGAGGAUCUGCCGGAGAAAUCUUCUGGAUCCGGCGGAAAACCGCCCGAUAUACCGAGUAAGGUGAGGAAGAAGGGGCUAAAACGAAUACGGCAGCCACGUUUUGCAUUUAUGACCAAGAGUGAGGUUGAUCAUCUUGAAGACGGCUAUCGAUGGCGGAAAUAUGGACAAAAAGCUGUUAAAAGCAGUCCAUUUCCUCGGAGCUAUUAUCGCUGUACAAACAACAAAUGCACAGUGAAGAAGAGGGUGGAACGCUCUUCCGAAGAUCCUACCAUUGUCAUUACUACAUAUGAAGGUCAACACUGUCAUCACACUGUAGCAUUCCCCAGAGGGGGACUCAUCAGCCAUGAAGCUGCCUUUGGUGGUCAAUUGACACCGGCAGUCUCACAAUUUUAUAAUCCAGGGCUACAGUUACAUAGGGAAAUUCCUCCGAGCAUAACACGAUCACAGUCAAAGGCACACGAAGCACCCACUGACGUAGGAGAAUCUCGACCAGUGCCCAAACCCACCGCCUCAAAGUCCCCGACAGAUGAAGGGUUACUCAGUGAUAUCGUCCCUCCCGGAAUGCGUAACAGAUGAUCAGAAAGAAAAUAUGGUAUGCACAUCUUCCUUGGAUUAAAUCAAGUUAAUUAAUGUGGUUGUCCAUUUGAAUAUGUGUGCUUUAAAUGGAGGAUUGCGGUAUCAUUUUUUUUAACUCAAAUUAGGAGGAACAAUCAGUACCAAAGUAGAUCGAUGCCAAAGGGAAAAUAUUGAAGUUAUAAGGAAGAUGCAAAGCUUAGUUAUUGAUGUGUAGUUCAACCUACCAUAGCCAUGAUGGAUGAGGCUUUCACAUGUGUAGACCUUCUUAGCUAUACUAGCUAGUGGACCACUGUGAUUAAUGUUUUGAUAUUCAACCCCACAAGCAUGAGAUAUAGAAAGCUCUUUGAUUGGUCAGUCUUAAUCUAUUGGAACAGAACUGUAUCGGAGUACUAAUAAAUAGGAUAGAAUUGAUCCUAAAUGUUUAUCGAUAUACUGGUAUCUACAGUGAUGUGGUAGGCCAGUCAUCCUAGUGAUUUCUUCGCUUGUUUCCACAUCAAGAAUAACGUCUGGACUCUGGUGCAUAAUUUUAUCGGCUAUUGUUCUUAGGGCGUUUGAUGUUGCCGGCUUUCUUAUGUUUAUCAGGAAUUUGGAAAGGCCUUUCUAGA